AUGCGUAUUGCUCAUGUGGGUCGGGAUGAAUUGGGUGUGUCAGAAGGUGUCCAUGGUGGAGCGGGUCAUCUUUUGAUUAAGAGUCUCUGGGGCGAGGGCGAUUUUCAGACGCCAUGGUUCUUUGUCCAUUUUGCGAUUCUGCCGCCCGGCGGGGGGAUUGGUUAUCACCGCCAUGAUGAGUGCGAGGAGAUGUUCACGAUUCUGGACAACGCCGCGCAGUUUACCCACAACGGUCGAACAGCGGAGGUGGUUGGGGGUGCGACGGUGCCUUGCCGAAAGGGGGAAUCGCACGCAAUCUACAAUCAUACGGACAAAGAGACACGGUUUAUGAAUUUCUGUGUCGCAAAUACGGGGGGCGGAUAUGAUUGCACAGACUUUGGGGAAGACCGUGUCGGUGCGCCGUUGGAGGCGGUUGAUAGACUUCCCGUUGGGCGGCUUGACCGCAAUUUGUUGACGUUUAUCCCAAAUGUCCACGAAGGCAAAGGGAAGGUAGGCGUGAGGCAGGUUUGGGGGCAUCAGGAUUUCCGAACAAAUUGGGGAUUCGUUGCUCACUGCGUGGUUCCACCCGGCGCAUCGGUCGGCUAUCACCGCCACGAUGUGAUAGAGGAGACCUAUAUCAUCAUGGCGGGCAGCGGUCGAAUGACGGUGGAUAACGAAACGGAGGAGGUACAUGUGGGCGAUGCCAUCCCGAACCGGCUGGGUGGGUCGCACGGUAUUUAUAACCACACGCAGGAGGACUUGGAGAUACUUGUGAUGGCUGUCUGCAUGGAGUCGAGGGCAGUUCGACACCUAUGA
Messenger RNA from Geodia barretti, 795 nucleotides. Lineage: Eukaryota; Metazoa; Porifera; Demospongiae; Tetractinellida; Geodiidae. The record is from the annotation of a GenBank genome assembly.